GACACAUCUAAUUUGAAUCAUCUUUUGUUUCCGACACUGCUGUACUUUACACUUGACAACCGGAAUAUCCUUUCUCAGUUGUGAUCUCAAUUUUUACCCCACACAGACAGUGCGCAAUUCCUCAUCUUUCAUUGGUUUAUUAUAAAGAAGGAAAAUCAUCAUUUGCAACCAAAUACAAUAGAAAUGAAAGCAUGAAUCUAAUAUUUUUCAAGCUUUGACAACCCAAGACUAAGAACUAUACUACUACUACUACUACUACUACUACUACCAAGCCUUUAGAUGAAGUUUUACCGAAUGUCCUGAUAGCUAAACACGUUAACCUUUACUAAGUGAUGUGUUGAAAUAUACAAUUACAAAUACUUUUAUGUCAAUGUUUCCACAUAGGCUAUUUACAUAGUAGUUACGUUGGAUUUCAUGACGGAUGGGGAUAGGAUAGGCGGAUCUAGGAAUUUCUGUUUUUUGACAUGAGAGGUACCAGUACGCGUUUUCAGUGGACCAUUUUAUAUUAGAAGUGUUUGGAGCAGACAGGAUGCCGGAUGUACAUUGUAGUGCAGUGUUUGGAGCAGACAGGAUGCCGGAUGCACAUUGUAGUGCAGUGUUUGGAGCAGACAGGAAGGCGGAUGUAAGAUGAUCAGCUAAUAAAGGAGCACAAUCCGUGCCAUUUGGAACUCCAACAAACUGUUGGAAGAAAUGAUCACCAAAGACUUCGACGAUAUUGUCAGUGAGGAACUGCACCAUCUUUUUAAUAUCAGCUCUAGAGUACUUGUGCGUAAAAUGAGAGUGGUGUUUAAGAAAUUAAUAUUUAGAUAUUUCAUUUUUCCAUUUUUAUUGAAGAAGCAACUGUCUAUGAUGUGAAAAAGUGUAGUUUUUAAUCUAUCGUGAGGAAUGUUCGUGUAAAGUUUUGAUAUCAACAAUUUGAGAAAACUGGUUUCAAGUUUACUGAAAAUUUAAUAAUUUUUUAGAGUCCACAUUUGAUUUAUACCACUUCUGACAUAAUUAUGCAGAUGGAAUAUUGCUACAUAAAUAUGCGAAGCAGACGAUGGGGAAGCUGAAGUCAUUCCGUUUGUCAUAAAGUUUAGUUGUUAGUUUGCCGUCAACAUCUCUGUUCAAUAAAAUAUCUAAUUACGAAGCAGACGUGGAAGACUGUGAUGCCUACUAUUUCGAGUUCACAGAGAUAUACCGAAUUGGCAUAUAAAUGAGAAUGAUUAAUGUUGAUAGAUAAAACGUCGUCGAUAUCAAUGCUUUUCUUAACUUAUGACCUUAUUGUUUUGUAUCCGCUUAAUGCUAUAGUUUUAAAACAGAUGAUUAUUUUAUUGGUAACAUUAAUAUAUUUAUGAAUUCUCAAUGUGCUAUAUAUGAUACCCGAAUAAACAAACAAAUACGCUAUUCGAUUCUGCCGUAACAGCUAUAUAUGAACCUUUGAAUUCAAAAUACGUCACUACAUCAUGAAAUGUGAAGAUAACGAACAGUGAUCAAUCUCAUAACUCCAAUAAGUAAUCAAUCUCAUAACUCCAAUAAGUAAUACAAAAUAGAUAGUUGGGCAAACACGAAACCCUGGACACACCAGAGGUAUGAUCAGGUCCCUAGGAGGAGUAAGCAUCCCCUGUCGACCGGUCACACCCGUUGUGAGCCCUAAAUCCUGAUCAGGUAAACGAAGUUACCCGUAGUCAAAAUGUGAUCUGACAUGAAUGACUAGAAUUCGAUACUCGGAUCUGUAUGAGGGAAAAUAACACUUCAAAUUUUAAUUGCACCACUAGACAAUCUUCACUUAAACAUAUCAUAUAAUCGACGAAUACCACCAUGUAAUUACACCCGUAUUCUAAAUAAAGAUCACAAAGUCUACCACAUGUGCAUCAAUAGCUAGAGACAUGUACAUGAUUAAUGUCCAGAAAUAUCAACCGAUAUCAUGUCAUUUUAGACUUCAACUUUCAACACAGUGUACAUUAUUUAUAAUAAGAUUAUAGUAAGUAUUUGAACUUACAACAUCGGCUAAAAAGGGCAUGGAAAAGAUGAUAAUUAAUUGCACCCUGAACCUCCCCUACACGGUGUGCUUUUGAGCAGACGAUAACAUAGACGUGUCUUAUUACUUUGCCGGAAGCUUGUUUGACAACUAAGACAUCCUUUUGCUUGUGUUGUUUGCAAGGUACUUAAAUGAAGGGACGAUAAAUAAAUUGAGCAUCUUCCGAUUAUUGUGAAUUGUGUCUAUAAAUUUCAAGAAAUAAUGGCUGCUAGCUUCUGUUAUUCAACGGAUCUAACAAAUUUGACGAUCAAACUUUCCAAAACCGUGUCUCCCUUGGAUUCAUCUGUAAGUUUCACAUUGGGAGUUAUCGGAAAUAUACUGGCUUUAGCGAUGCUUAUAAAACAUGCAGACCAGCACAAAUGGAAAAUAUUCUACAGACUCGUAGGAGCACUUGCCUUUACAGAUCUGUUUGGUAUUUUGACUACCUCCCCAGUGGUCUUCGCCGUUUAUAACAACAAAUUUAUGUGGGUAGGCGGUCAACCAUUAUGUGAUUAUUUCUCGUUUAUGCUUAUAUUCGCUAGUUUGGGAACUUUGACUACUGUAACUGCCAUGUCUCUGGACAGAUUUCUGGCGUUAUGGUAUCCAUAUUUCUACAACUCGUCACAAAAGAAAAGACGUGUCCACGCUAUGCUGGUUGGGAUUUGGAUUUUUGCCGCUGUAGUUGCUUCCAUGCCUUUGAUGAAGUUCGGACACAACAUACGCCAUUUUCCAUGUACCUGGUGUUUCAUUGAUUAUUUCGGAACUUCUCAAACCGACAGAAUAUUUUCCAUUUUAUACGCUUCACUGGGAAUACUUACCGUUGUCUGCUCCUCGACUUUUAACUGCCUUGUCAUUUUUGCUGUGUCUAGGGGAGGUUACAGUACUCACCGAGGGAGCGUAAAAAGUGUCAGAGGAAAACAGCGAGAGAAAAGAAACGAGAUUUUUGUACUGGUGUUCUUAAUUGCUGUUCUAUUAAUGCAUUCCGUGUGUUGGAUGCCUUUCAUGAUUCGCGUAUUAAUAAACACUUCAGGGGCCAGACCAAAUUUCAAAGCGGAUCUCUUGGUAUUGAGAAUGGCAUCAUGGAACCAAAUACUCGAUCCGUGGUUGUACAUCGUACUCAGAAAAGAAAUGCUGAUCAGAAUUUAUAAUUUUUACCGCAAGAAGAGAUACGGUGUCGCUUCCGUGACACCUAACCACAGCACUGAGAGUUCCUCAGGCAGUCUGCACAGUAGUCAACGUCUCCAAACACUGAGUCCCAUACAGAAGAAACUCCUGAAGAAAAUGAAUUCAACAGAUUCCAACACUUCUAAUAUAAAUGAAGAUAGACACGGAAGUUCCGGAAGAAUCAACAGCCCGUCUUUACUAAGAAAAACGUAAUAUACAGUCCCCGGUCUACAUUAUAAUAUUGCAUUUCGUAAAAGUGUGUAAUUUUUGUAUUUCAUUUGCUUGUUAUAUUAUUAGUGCGGUAUCUAGAACAAACACAUGUCGUGGUAAUAGAUACUAUUAUUAUACCUCAGAAUGUUUUUGCUAUGUAACUGUUAGGUGAAUAAAAUUGCUAUUUCUUCAGGAUAA
Ostrea edulis (European flat oyster) is the source of this 3571-nucleotide messenger RNA. RefSeq names its product prostaglandin E2 receptor EP4 subtype-like. Gene Ontology annotation, cellular component: plasma membrane. Gene Ontology annotation, biological process: positive regulation of cytosolic calcium ion concentration; adenylate cyclase-activating G protein-coupled receptor signaling pathway; inflammatory response. The record is from RefSeq and is a predicted model, not a curated record. The transcript has 4 exons. Gene Ontology annotation, molecular function: G protein-coupled receptor activity. The coding region runs from base 2222 to 3376 and encodes 384 amino acids. Lineage: Eukaryota; Metazoa; Mollusca; Bivalvia; Ostreida; Ostreidae.